This is a messenger RNA of Chenopodium quinoa (quinoa), 3412 nucleotides long. RefSeq names its product putative transcription elongation factor SPT5 homolog 1. The coding region runs from base 1 to 3114 and encodes 1037 amino acids. The record is from RefSeq and is a predicted model, not a curated record. Gene Ontology annotation, molecular function: mRNA binding; structural constituent of ribosome. Gene Ontology annotation, biological process: regulation of transcription by RNA polymerase II; transcription elongation-coupled chromatin remodeling; transcription elongation by RNA polymerase II. Gene Ontology annotation, cellular component: DSIF complex; ribosome. Lineage: Eukaryota; Viridiplantae; Streptophyta; Magnoliopsida; Caryophyllales; Amaranthaceae. The transcript has 22 exons.
AUGCCUAGAGGAGACGAAUACGAAGACGACGAAGAUUUGGAGCCAGAAGAUGGUGAUGAGUAUGGCGAAGAUCUGUACGAAGAAGAACCUGAGGAUGAAGACGAUGAGGACGACUAUGGCAGCGCAAGAGGCGCUAAAGCAAGCGCAAAGAAGCGUCGGAGAUCGGAUUUUAUUGAUGAUGUUGCGGAGGAAGACGAUGAUGAGGAGGAAGAAGACGACGAUGCUUAUGCUCGCGCGCGCCGCCAUAAGAAGAGCCGUGGAGGUGGGUUUAUUGAUGAUAUUGCGGCGGAAGUUGAUGAUGAAGAUGAAGAAGAGGAGGAUGGAGAAGAUGAUUUUAUUGUAGACAACACAACAGAUAUUGCCGAGGAAGAUGAGAGAAGGAUGCAUCGGCGACCUUUGCUGCCUAGAGAGGAGCAGGAAGAAGAUGUUGAAGAUCUUGAGAGGAGAAUACAGGAACGGUAUGCUCGGUCAAGUCAGGCAGAGUAUGAUGAAGAGACUACAGAUGUGGAGCAGCAGGCCCUUUUACCAUCUGUUCGGGAUCCCAAACUGUGGAUGGUGAAAUGUGGGAUUGGCCGUGAAAGGGAGGUUGCUGUAUGUCUCAUGCAAAAGUUUAUUGAUAAAGGAUCUGAGUUGCAAAUUCGUUCUGUUGUAGCUCUUGAUCACCUGAAGAAUUUUAUUUAUGUUGAGGCUGACAAAGAAGCCCAUGUUAGAGAGGCCAUCAAGGGAAUGCGCAACAUAUUUCCUAGCAAAAUAACACUGGUCCCGAUCAAAGAAAUGACUGAUGUUCUGUCUGUUGAAACAAAAGCAAUUGACCUCUCCAGGGACACCUGGGUGAGGAUGAAAACUGGGACCUACAAAGGAGAUCUAGCAAAGGUUUUGGAUGUGGACAAUGUACGGCAAAGAGUAACAGUGAAGUUGAUUCCACGGAUAGAUUUGCAAGUUCUUGCGAGCAAGUUGGAGGGUAGAGAUGUCGCCAAGAAAAAAGCAUUUGUUCCUCCGCCUCGAUUUAUGAAUAUAGAGGAAGCUAGGGAUCUGCAUAUACGUGUUGAGCGAAGGAGGGAUUCUAUGACAGGGGAUUACUAUGAAAAUAUAAACGGAAUGAUGUUUAAGGAUGGAUUCUUGAUUAAAUCUGUAUCCAUAAAAUCUAUCAGUACUCAGAACAUACAGCCCACUUUUGAUGAAUUGGAGAAGUUCCGACAUCCCGGUGAAGGUGAUGGUGACAUUGGCAGUUUGUCAACUUUAUUUGCGAAUAGAAAGAAAGGGCAUUUCAUGAAGGGUGAUGCUGUUAUUAUUGUUAAGGGAGAUCUUAAGAAUUUGAAGGGAUGGGUUGAGAAAGUUGAGGAUGGAAAUGUACACAUAAGACCAAAUGAGAAGGGCCUUCCGAAAACACUUGCAAUUAAUGAAAAAGAUCUUUGCAAGUAUUUUGAACCAGGGAAUCAUGUUAAGGUUAUUUCUGGCUCUCAUGAAGGUGCAACUGGUAUGGUUGUGAAGGUUGAUGGCCAUGUGCUGAUAAUAAUAUCUGAUACAACUAAAGAGCAUCUUCGAGUUUUUGCUGAUCAUGUUGUUGAAAGCUCCGAAGUGACAACAGGUGUCACAAAAAUUGGAGACUAUGAGCUGCAUGAUCUUGUGCUGUUAGACAAUACGAGCUUUGGUGUAAUCAUACGAGUAGAAAGUGAAGCUUUCCAGGUGCUCAAAGGGGUUCCAGAUCGCCCUGAGGUUGUGCUAGUGAGGUUGAGAGAGAUAAGAUCCAAAAUUGAUAAGAAGUUGUUUGCACAAGAUCGAUCUAAGAACCCUGUAGCUGUGAAGGAUGUUGUCAGGGUUCUUGAGGGGCCGUGCAAGGGAAAACAAGGCCCUGUUGAGCACAUAUUUAGAGGAGUUUUGUUCAUAUAUGAUCGUCAUCAUCUUGAGCAUGCUGGAUUUAUAUGUGCCAAGUCUCAGUCAUGUCUAGUUGUUGGUGGCUCAAGAGGAAACAGAGAUAAUAAAAUAGGUGACCCGUUGUCAAUUUUGAGAACUCCACAACGAAUGCCUCAAUCUCCUGGAAGACUACCACCAAGGGGUCCUCAAUCAGAUUUUGGAGGAAGGAAUAGAGGAGGUGGAAGAGGGCAUGAUUCUCUCAUAGGGACUACAAUUAAAAUACGUCUCGGGCCUUACAAGGGUUACCGAGGACGUGUGAAGGACAUUAAGGGUACAACUGUACGAGUUGAGUUGGAAUCUCAGAUGAAAGAGGUCACAGUUGAGCGAAGUUUUAUAUCUGAUAAUGUGACGGUUACUACACCAUACCGGGAACCAACACGAUAUGGUAUGGGCAGUGAGACUCCUAUGCAUCCUUCACGCACACCAAUGCAUUCGCACAUGACUCCUAUGAGAGAAGCGCGAGCUACUCCCAUUCAUGAUGGUAUGAGGACACCAAUGCGGAGUCGUGCAUGGAACCCAUAUGCCCCAAUGAGUCCAGCGAGGGAUGACUGGGAGGAAGCAAAUCCUGCUUCUUGGGGAACAAGUCCACAGUAUAGGCCUGGAAGUCCCCCCUCGAGACCAUAUGAUGCCCUUACUCCUUCAGGCUGGGCUCCAACUCCCGGUGGCAAUUAUACUGACCCUGCGACCCCAAGAGAUGGUGCUUCAGCAUAUCCCAAUGCUCCAAGUCCUUAUUUACCGUCAACACCUGGAGGGCCCUUAACGCCAAGUUCUGUGUCGUAUCUACCUGGUACUCCUGGCGGGCAACCGAUGACGCCUGGUGGUGGCGGCCUUGAUAUGAUGUCUCCUACAAUAGGUGGUGAGAAUGAAGGAUUAUGGCUCAUGCCUGAUAUUUUGGUAAAUGUGGUCAAGUCAGGUGAUGAUAGCAUGGUGGGAGUUGUGCAGGAUGUGCUAGCGGAUGGUUCUUGCCGAAUUGCACUUGGAACAAGUGGCAAUGGUGAGGUCAUAACUGCCCUGCCAAAUGAGAUUGACUUGAUUACUCCAAGGAAAGCUGACAAAAUCAAGAUUAUGGGAGGUGCACAACGAGGGUUUACAGGUAAAUUGAUUGGGGUGGAUGGUUCCGAUGGAAUUGUAAAAGUAGAUGAAUCACUCGAUGUUAAGAUAUUGGAUAUGGGUAUUCUGGCGAAGUUGGCACAGUCCUGAUGCAAAUUAUUUGAUUUUCCGAGAUGGUGUAAAUUUUGUUCCAUGAAGCACAAUGUAUAUUUUAGAUAGAUUAAUAGGGACAAUUUAUAGGUCUUUUUCCCCUACUUGUAGGUUGAUAUCUAUUUUUUUUUUUACUUAGCUGCAAUAAUUUAAAAUUACCAAGUUUCGAAGGGGGUGUUGGAAUAAAACAAGGGGCUUGGUGAUUCCAGUUGUGCCAAUCCCUUCAUACCCAAAAAUUACCUUGCUUUGCAUUCCAGUAUCUUUAAAUCCAACCUUUUCUACGAUGUCUCUUAUUCCA